AGUGUGGAGCCGAUAGGCUAGUGUACAUUUUUCAGUUACUAGUCAGUCCAUUCCAGUGAGUGGCGCUAGUGUUCCAUGAGAUGACUAUCAAAUAACAAAGGAGAAGAAGAAGUCUUCCUCUACUGUUGUGUUGUCCCUGUGUUGCCAAACCUUCCUCCGAUGAACAGAGAGGUUUUGUGGUUAUAACCUUUUCAAUAAAACCACCAUUAAGAUGGAAGAAAAGAAUGCAUCAAUGACUCUUCCAACGGAUUAUCUCCAAUAUUGGUAUCAAACCAGCCAGCCAUAUUUCCAUGCACCGGAAGCAACUGAAUAUCAUCACACGAAUAAUGUCUAUUAUAACAUGGACAAUGGUAGAGAAGAACGAGAUAUGACAGAACUCACUGUCCAUCGGGAACCUGCUGAACACCAUGUUUUUCCUGCGCAACGACCUGUCUCACCACCACAGAACAAUGCAAUCGUACCCCCUGCUAAGAAGAGAGGUAGACCUCCAAAACUCAGAACUGAGGACGGUAAACCAGUUGCUGAAAAUGACAACACUGCCAAGAAGGCAAAAAGGACUCUUGAUCGAUUCAAUGGUAUGUCAGUUGAAGAAGUGAUGACAAAAACCCUGCCCGAUAUCAUCGCCCACAAUCUUGACAUAUUGAUAGUUGGAAUUAAUCCAGGACUUCUAUCAGCCUACAAAGGACAUCAUUAUCCAAAUCCAGGAAAUCAUUUCUGGAAGUGUCUUUUCCUGGCUGGCCUAAGUGAUGAACAGCUCAAUUACAUGCAUGAUCAUACUCUGCCAGAGAAGUAUGGAAUUGGCUUUACCAACAUGGUGGAGAGAACCACACCUGGAAGCAAAGAUCUCUCAAGUAAAGAGAUUCGUGAAGGUAGCAGACAGCUGGUAGAAAAGCUCAAGACAUACAAACCGAGCAUUGCCGCCUUUAAUGGGAAAGGUAUUUAUGAAAUUUUCUGCAAAGAAAUCUUUGGAAUAACGCCAAAGAAUCUUGAAUUUGGCCUGCAGCCAUACAAGGUCCCGGACACAGAUACAGUGUGCUAUUUGAUGCCGUCAUCAAGCCCCCGCUGUGCCCAGUUUCCCCGUGCUCAGGACAAAGUACAUUUCUACAUUAAGCUCAAGGAGCUGCGGGAUGAGAUUAAGGGUGUUGUUCCAAAUAAAGAAAUUGAAGAGACUGAGUACUCUUUUGACCUAUCAUUGGCUAAAGAGGAUGCUAAAAGGAUAGCCAUCAAAGAAGAGACCCCAGAUCCGGGGUACGAGGCUGCCUGUGGGCCCUGGCCAGGGACAGACCAAGGGACCAGCAACUACUCUUCACAAGGUAUGGGUGCACUUUAUCAUGGCAACCAAGACGGUGACCCCUUGCAGUUUGGCACAUCUACGGCUUACACAGCCUUCAACGGAGCACAUACAAGCCAGUAGAUGAUUGCACAGCAGUAAGACAUGAAUCAGCCUGAAACAAGUCUGUAGCAAACCAUAUAGACUGUUUUUCAGUUUUCACCACCCUCAUAAUGCAUGUGGUUACCUUGGAGGGGGCAAACAGAAUGCCAGUACACGCCUGACUUUAUAGGAUUCCUCCCUUUGGAGCUGUUAACUUUAAAAUAUGAUUUUGUAACUCUGACGGAUGCCAUUUGUAAUAUGUAAGACUUUUGUAUCUAUUUAAGGAAUGAAAGUGUUUUAUUUGUACUUUGACAUUGAUGUAAAGUGGAACAGUACCUGUAUUUUUUACUUGAAUGUGGUGUAAGUGGGAAAGUUUUGAUGUCUGACAAAAUCCAUCAAUGAAAGUGGACCGUCACUGUUCAAACCUCAUUUAUACUGUGAUUAAAUAUCCAAAUGUGUUUGGAUAACAACCACCAUAAGUACAAGGCUGAAUUAUAUCUUGUCUGACAUGACAUCAAACCACGUUGGUAGUCAUGUUGAUUGACUGUCGUUACAUGUUUACAAAGGAUCGACGAGUUACAUCCACGUAACUCUCCUUCCUUCCAAUUGUACUGUUACUUUCUUAAAUUAUUAUUUACCUCAGGGGAACAGCUCUAUGGUAGCCUAGUGUUUCUAUCAUGCGGUUUCUCACGGUCUUUCACCUAUGUUUCUUGCCGAUACCUCAGAACCAGACUAGUACAAUAGCCAACCGCUGUUGCCAUUCACUUUUAUUGUCUGAUUAAAAUAAACUGUAUACAAGUCA
This is a messenger RNA of Clupea harengus (Atlantic herring), 2174 nucleotides long. RefSeq names its product thymine DNA glycosylase, tandem duplicate 2 (gene tdg.2). Lineage: Eukaryota; Metazoa; Chordata; Actinopteri; Clupeiformes; Clupeidae. Gene Ontology annotation, cellular component: nucleus. The record is from RefSeq and is a predicted model, not a curated record. Gene Ontology annotation, molecular function: pyrimidine-specific mismatch base pair DNA N-glycosylase activity; uracil DNA N-glycosylase activity. Gene Ontology annotation, biological process: base-excision repair, AP site formation.